AGUGCAGAAGGUGACGCUCCUCCGAAGGAACAGAGCGAAGCAACAGAGGGAUCCAAGCAAGGCAAAGAGAGAGAAGGGAGAGCGCGCUCGUCCGCAGGCUGCGUCUCCACUGAAACAUUUUGGAAGCGGGAGGAGACUAGAGGAAGCGGAUGAAUGGUAGCAACACCCUGCGCCGGGAAGCGUAAAGAAGAGACACUAUUACAAAGGCUGCCACUUUUUUUUUGGGCAAUAACAAAAGAGGUGGGAGACAGAGAACCGUCAGGGAAUAGCAAGAAUAUUUUUAUUACAAAAAGAGGGGGGACUUCUUGCUUCAUCUCAUCAUUUUGCUUUUGCCAUUAUCUCCAGCAGCAGCAGCAGCAGCAGCAGCAGCAUGACCAUAAGUAGCAUUCGCCAAUAACGAGAUUUCCAGCGCGCUCGUCUGUUUUUCCAUUUCCAUCAUAUUUAUUCCGAGGGGAAAACACAGCAACAACUGAAUGCCUCAAAGUGGAUUACUCUGAAAUCUAAAAAAAAAAAAAAGCGAGCUCAUAAAGAAAACUACAUUUUUGUGAUUGAGCUCUAUGUGCGUGUUUCUACGCACACUCGAAACGCACCAAACUCCUCAGACUCCUCCCUCCUCCCUCCGUUUUCUCGCAUCCUCUCUCCCUCCCCUUUCGGUCCUCUAUGCUCAGUUCGGUGUGUGUAUCCUCUUUCAAAGGGCGCAAGGGUGGGAACAAGUCGUCCAACAAAGCAUGUUACAGCGCAGACAUGACUUGUCCGUCGGAAAGCGAGAAAAUUGUCAUAAACUGCGGCGGGGUUCGCCAUGAGACUUACCGGAGCACCCUAAAGACGUUGCCCGGGACACGCUUGUCGUGGCUCACAGAACCGGACGCAUUCAGCAACUUCGACUACGACCCUAAAUUGGACGAGUUUUUCUUUGACCGUCAUCCGUCUGUCUUCUCGUUCAUCCUCAACUAUUACCGCACUGGAAAGUUGCACUGUCCCAACGAUGUGUGCGGUCCGCUGUUCGAGGAGGAGCUCGCCUUUUGGGGUAUCGACGAGACGGACGUGGAGGCGUGUUGCUGGAUGAACUACCGCCAACACCGGGACGCGGAGGAGGCAUUGGACAGCUUUGAGACACCAGAACCGGACGCGCCGGAUGACGACCCUGCGCUUGGAGGCGCAGAUGGAGACUUGAAAAGACUCUGUAUGCAGGAGGACGCCAGAAAAGCAGGAUGGUGGAAGACCUGGCAACCUAAAAUAUGGGCACUUUUUGAAGACCCUUACUCCUCCAAGUAUGCCCGGUAUGUGGCGUUUGGCUCCCUAUUCUUCAUUCUCAUUUCGAUCUCCACUUUUUGCAUGGAGACGCAUGAGGCCUUCAACGUCAUUGUCAACAAGACUGAGAACGUCACAGUGGGAAACAUCACCCGAGAAGAGAUUGUAUACGAGGUGGUGACUGACAGUUGGUUGACGUAUGUAGAGGGGGUCUGCGUGAUCUGGUUCACUAUUGAAGUGCUGCUACGAGUCACUUUCUGCCCAGACAAAUUGGAAUUUUUCAAAAGCACCCUAAACAUUAUUGACUUUGUUGCUAUACUUCCGUUCUAUUUGGAGGUAGGCCUGAGUGGUCUGUCUUCUAAAGCUGCCAAGGAUGUCCUAGGAUUCCUGCGUGUUGUCCGGUUUGUCCGUAUCCUCCGAAUCUUCAAGCUUACUCGCCAUUUUGUAGGUCUGCGUGUCCUUGGCCACACCCUUCGAGCCAGCACCAAUGAAUUCCUUCUGCUAAUUAUUUUCUUAGCACUUGGUGUCCUCAUUUUUGCCACUAUGAUCUACUAUGCCGAAAGAAUUGGUGCCGACCCAGAAGACCCGACUGCCAGUGCCCACACUAACUUCAAGAAUAUUCCCAUUGGAUUCUGGUGGGCCGUUGUGACCAUGACCACACUGGGCUAUGGAGAUAUGUACCCAGAGACGUGGUCGGGAAUGCUGGUGGGCGCACUUUGUGCCUUGGCUGGUGUGCUGACCAUUGCUAUGCCCGUACCUGUUAUUGUAAACAACUUUGGCAUGUACUACUCUCUGGCAAUGGCCAAACAAAAGCUGCCCAAAAAGAAGAACAAACAUAUCCCUCGAGCUCCACAACCAGGGUCCCCCAACUACUGCAAGCCUGAUGCGUUGGCAAUGGCUACUGCAUCACCACAAAGACUUCUGGGAAAUGUUCUUGGUGGGGUAAUGGGGUCUGGGGGCAUAGGUGGUGAUUGUCCUCUCGCCCAAGAAGAAAUUAUAGAAAUAAAUAGAGAUUCAAAGCAGAAUGGUGAUGCAGCCUCAGCUGCUUUGGCAAAUGAGGACUGCCCCACCAUCGACCAAGUGCUGAGUCCAGACGAAAGGAGUCCCAUUGGGCGAGGGCCUACACGGGAACGCUACCAGCAGGACCGCGCCUGCUUCCUGCUCAACACCAGGGAAUUCCGUGCCACAGAUGGGAAUGUGCGGAAAGUGUUAAGUUUCUAGCAUUCGCCUUUUCUCUUACGAGGAGUCAGUAACCAGUAAACACACAUUUGCAUCUGGAGCCCUGUAAGCAACACAAGUGACAUGGAUGGAUCUCUGGGGUGACGAGAGAGAGAUCAGAAGUCAAUGGUGAAUUUAAAAUGGUCUGCUCCUCACAUUGUUACCAAAGCAGCCUCUUGGAACUCCGACCACACUUGGACUACAGUCCACUUAACUUUUAUUUUUCCUGCAAAAUGACUGAGCAUUGCACUGACCGACUUUGGGAGACAGAGACUCGUGUUUACACAUUCCAGACGACAAGGCCGACAACAUCAUAUCCACCGUCUUGUAUAAUGAUCAACUCAGAACCAUCACCUGAGCAACACAACUACAACUACUUCACGAAGGACUGACUGUAAAAUGUAGCAUCUCUGCUAACAUACUGUAGCAUUUGUAGGCUGGGACCUAACUUGACUAAACUCAUUAUUAGUUUGAGGAGAGAAAAAAUUAUGCAUUCAAGAGAUCUUUUCGAUGUCAUUUAACUCUUACGUUCCUUUCCAAUGAAAAGAAACGAAAGGUACAUGAGAGACAAAGUAUUGGUCUAAUAAAAUUAUACAUUCCAAAAAUAAAAACAAAAAAAAUACAAAAAAAAUGUAGAUGCACUAAAUUUAAAGGUAUGUGAUCCUUUAGAGCCCCUAAGCACUAAGGUAUGCUGUAAUUUCUGCCAUUAAUCAUGUCUUCCAUUCACCUUUAUCAGUAUAACACUGCCCUGCACCAUUACCAAAUCAAAAGAAGCACUAGUGGUCCGGCUAAACCAAUCAAGCACAUGUAGCAUUGGCUCAAACUGCUCAUUUAGUCUUCACCAAGUGGAAUUGGUACUAGGCCUAUAAAGGACUUCUUUAUCUCUCAUGUACUAAGUUUUUCUGAAAUCCACUUGGACUUUCUUAGUCCUGUGGCAUGCACUUGCUGAAUGACCUGUAAUGUAUAAUAGACUGGGGAGUAGUGGGGUUUAUCACAUUUUGGUGAAUAUCAUUCCUCUAAUAAAACAAAAUGGUUAGUCCUUUAAACUGCCACUAGCAUCUCCUCCCAUGUGCACACUGAAGCAAGUAUGUUUUUCCUUGUUUGACUGAGGUCACAAGGAGGACAACGGACAUCUCUUUUUUUUCCAAAAUGGGGGAGAUACAAAGUAUACAAAAAAGGACAACCCAACCACAAGGAUUCUUACACGUUUGCUAGCUGGAAGUAAUCAUUCUCCAAGGGACCAAUAAUAUAACCCCACACCCCCAACAGGAAGGCCAACACUGCCAAUUAGGCACAAGAAUCCCCAGAUGCAUACUGCCCCAGCUCUUGCUAGCCCAUCUUGCUGCCAACAACUGCUUCAUGGGCAAGUUGGUGUCAAGAUAACGCGGUCUGUCAGAGGAGCCCAAGAAAAAAGGGAGAAAUUAGCCCAAGGGAUGUGAGGAUGGACAUGUACAAAGAACAAAUCUAUAUUUUGAUAAACAAAUCAACUAUAUGUGGCUAUGGAGCAAGUUUGCAAUCAGAAAGAAAAGUCUGCAGUGGAAGAUAGGGUAAAAUAUGAUGCAAAUAUAUUGCAAUGUGAAAUGGAGUCAUAGUCAAGAAAAAUGGUAUUGGUGAUAAAGAUGAUGAAAAGUUUUGCCCACAUGCAAAGGAUAAAUCUAUUUUAAAAGACUGAGCAAAGAGAGACUCAAGCCUAAUGUGUGGAUGAAAAGGAUGGCCGCUGAGAUAAACAAAAGAAAAGAAAAAAGAUAAUGCAUUUUUGUAACUUUGUUUACCAGCAUGACUACUUUGCAUGACUGUCUUUUCUGCAAGCCCUUAGUUGAAGACAAGGGUGCUAGAGAAACAAAAAGUAUAUAUAAAAUGAAUUUAAAAAAAGUUAUAUGCAAUUAAUGUUUAAAAAAAGAUUAUAAUGAGAGAGAAGAGCUAUAUUUUGUUUUGAAAAGUGAAAAUGUGAAUACUGAAAUAUGUAUGUUUGCGAAGUACACCCUGAAAUAUGUUUUUAAAAAAUCUCUCUGCUAAUACUGCCCCACAUGCAAUCUCACUUUAGUGUUUUUAGCCGCUGCCAUAUUUUUUUAAUGACAUGAGCUGUAUAUUUACAUUUCUGAGCACUCUUUGGAGGCUUGGCAAACAUUUCUAGGAAUGACAAUUGUUUCAUUUUAAUAUGUAUAUUUUCUCUGGUUUAUUUGCACAGCUACUGUAGCAACGAAACAAAAGGCUCUCCAUUAUUUGCUUUAUUGUGUUUAUUUUUAUGUUGUUUUCUUUUUGGCAAUAAUUCAAGUUAUUUCAAGGUUGUAGCAGGGCAAAUGGAGAACCUUUGGAUUUCAUACCAUCACUGCAUCACUGUUAAGUAAUAUAUACAGGUUUAGAAUGUCCCAGUGAAGGAGCUCGCUUUAUAGGCCUUUCUCAUUUACUUUUCAGUUUGAAAACGGGAAAAUAAGCCUCCAAAACAUUGAUUGCAGAUAUGGUGUUUAAAAGUUGAGAGGUUUUGCAUGAAAACAACUGCCAUUCCAAAGUAAGUCUAUAUGUGGGAUAAAGGACUCAGGUGUGCAGACGGUAUGCGUAUAUGUAGGUGUUUCGCUAUUUUAUUUCAAACAUAUUAAAUCCUAGUAUAUAGACAACAAUAAUGUGAACACCUCACAGUGAUGUGUAAACGCAUGCUUUGACUUGAUAAUCUCUCAAGAGGGGAACAGAGUCUUGACAUAUCCCCUUAGUCUCCUACCAUUGUAUGUCAUGAACCCAGUCCUGAUAACUUUGAAACACUGUGCCGUGGUGUAGAGCAACGUCUUCCUUUGAGAGGCAACUGAAAACUACUCACACUUGCAGUGUCAGCAUGAGUGUGUAGCGAUAGCUUGUCUUUGUUUUUAGAUGGUCAGGUCUUGCAUCGUUACUCAUGGCGUCAUCCAGUUGGUUUGUAGGCAGCUCAUAACAGCACAUGACUCAUAGCACCAAUCAAAGAAACCCAGAGCUUCCAAAAUGAUGUCAGUUUAGUCUUUCAAGUGCGAGGAUGAGAUACCAGUGUCCACCCAGAAAGAUCAAGAAGAAAAUCACAUUUUAUAUAUCUCCUCAUUGAGCACUCCUUACACAUCUAGUCCACAGUUGGGUUUCCCAUGAGUUUCGGCCCUGCUGGUCCAGGGUUCAGCUCAGGCAGCUGAAUGGUUGUCCAUUCCUUUUACUUUGCAAAUAGAAUCUCAUUUGUUUGAGACCUAACAGGGCAACAUAGAUCACAGACGUCACAGUUUCAGUCUAAACUGGUAGAACAGGGUCUAGAACUCACAAUUUACAAAAAUAGUCAAUGAUAUGUUUGAGUAUAGGUCACAUUGUAAGACAUUUAGCAGCUUUUAUUUGGAUGGCCGCAAAGAUGUUCAUAAAUAUUGUGUGCACACUUGCCGAGGUAUUUUUGUCAGCACCGUUUUCACUUUUUCAUUUUCUAAUUUCUUGUCUCAUCGUUGUGAGACAAAUUGGAUGUCUUAAGUUUAUUUAACAGCUGCAUUAUACUGCCUCUUUUUGUCAUGUUGAUUAGGAGGACUUAUAAUGUUUGGAUUGCUAAGUCUGUUUUUGUAAAACACUACCAAUCUUUUUAAUGUUACAUAACCAAAAGAAGCAAUUCUUCACAUGUUAAAUACUGCCAGUGCAACAUAAUGGUAUGACAAGUGUCUAAAAAAUGUGGCACUGCCCUGGGAUAAUGCUUAAUCAUAUGCAUUUUAUUUAUGUGCUUAUUUAUGUUGUCUUUUUGUUUUGUUCAAGCGGACACUGUAUGCAAUCUGCACCACAAUGCCACUGAUGGACACUCACUGUAUGCUCCCUGAGACACAGACGCUCUGUCAUCAGUUACAAAUGUUUAGUGGCUUUAUGGCUUUCCAUAGAGUAAUUUAGCAAUCAAAAAUAACUUUAUUUUAAAAAGUGAUAAGAGCAUAAUUGUUUUAGAGGAAAUGCUAUAAAUAGAUUUUAAUACUGUAUAUUAAACCUACUUAAAUGAUAAUGUGAUAUAUAAUGCGAUAUGUCUCUAGUAGUACACAUAAUAUUCACCUUCUGUAGUCAUUCCAAAGAUUAAUUUCACUGCCCAGACAAGGAUUUAAAACAGACUUAGGAGCUAGUCCAUUGUAUGUCAAUCUUAGUAGGACAGUAAAUGGGAAGAGGAGGUGGUCACUGGAGUAUCUGGUUGUACUUUCUGCCGGAUUUUAUUUUUGAAAUGUUGGACAACACAAAGAACAAACUUAGAACUGUAUAAAGUAUAUUUCAAUGGAAUGUUCAUGAUUUAUCUUUUUAUAUUUUGAAGAUAAAAUAGAAACAUAUCAAUAAAGUGUCAUAAUUGAACAUAUUUCUACUACUGAGACUUAAAAAUGUAUGAAUGUCAAUGCGAUCUAAUGUGAACCAAUCUCCAUAGCAGCUUGAAUGAAACACUGAUUAACAGUUGUGAGAUGCUUUUUCAGAGACCUUAAAAUUGCUUAAAAUCAUUGAAAUGAACGUUAAAAAAUAAAUGAAAA
Periophthalmus magnuspinnatus is the source of this 6950-nucleotide messenger RNA. Its product is annotated as potassium voltage-gated channel subfamily C member 1-like. The transcript is spliced from 5 exons. The record is from RefSeq and is a predicted model, not a curated record. NCBI's taxonomy places the organism in Eukaryota, Metazoa, Chordata, Actinopteri, Gobiiformes, Gobiidae. Bases 661 to 2472 code for a protein of 603 amino acids. Gene Ontology annotation, molecular function: delayed rectifier potassium channel activity; protein binding. Gene Ontology annotation, cellular component: dendrite membrane; axon; voltage-gated potassium channel complex. Gene Ontology annotation, biological process: potassium ion transmembrane transport; protein homooligomerization.